Molecule: messenger RNA, 993 nt
Organism: Schistocerca cancellata (South American locust)
Lineage: Eukaryota; Metazoa; Arthropoda; Insecta; Orthoptera; Acrididae
Exons: 1
Coding region: 1-993 (330 amino acids)
Source: RefSeq, a predicted model, not a curated record
AUGAGUGGUGUUGAGAAGAGUGUGAGUGGUGUUGAGGCGAGUGUGAGUGGUGUUGAGAAGAGAGUGGGUGGUGUUGAGAAGAGUGUUGUGGGUGGUGUUGAGAAGAGUGUUGUGGGUGGUGUUGAGAAGAGUGUUGUGGGUGGUGUGGAGGCGAGUGUUGUGGGUGGUGUGGAGGCGAGUGUUGUGGGUGGUGUGGAGGCGAGUGUUGUGGGUGGUGUGGAGGCGAGUGUUGUGGGUGGUGUGGAGGCGAGUGUUGUGGGUGGUGUGGAGGCGAGUGUUGUGGGUGGUGUGGAGGCGAGUGUUGUGGGUGGUGUGGAGGCGAGUGUUGUGGGUGGUGUGGAGGCGAGUGUUGUGGGUGGUGUGGAGGCGAGUGUUGUGGGUGGUGUGGAGGCGAGUGUUGUGGGUGGUGUGGAGGCGAGUGUUGUGGGUGGUGUGGAGGCGAGUGUUGUGGGUGGUGUGGAGGCGAGUGUUGUGGGUGGUGUGGAGGCGAGUGUUGUGGGUGGUGUGGAGGCGAGUGUUGUGGGUGGUGUGGAGGCGAGUGUUGUGGGUGGUGUGGAGGCGAGUGUUGUGGGUGGUGUGGAGGCGAGUGUUGUGGGUGGUGUGGAGGCGAGUGUUGUGGGUGGUGUGGAGGCGAGUGUUGUGGGUGGUGUGGAGGCGAGUGUUGUGGGUGGUGUGGAGGCGAGUGUUGUGGGUGGUGUGGAGGCGAGUGUUGUGGGUGGUGUGGAGGCGAGUGUUGUGGGUGGUGUGGAGGCGAGUGUUGUGGGUGGUGUGGAGGCGAGUGUUGUGGGUGGUGUGGAGGCGAGUGUUGUGGGUGGUGUGGAGGCGAGUGUUGUGGGUGGUGUGGAGGCGAGUGUUGUGGGUGGUGUGGAGGCGAGUGUUGUGGGUGGUGUGGAGGCGAGUGUUGUGGGUGGUGUGGAGGCGAGUGUUGUGGGUGGUGUGGAGGCGAGCGUUGUGGGUGGUGCUGAGAUAACAGCCAUGGUAAGUGAACUCUGA